Procambarus clarkii (red swamp crayfish) is the source of this 2126-nucleotide messenger RNA. RefSeq lists its product as uncharacterized. The record is from RefSeq and is a predicted model, not a curated record. Lineage: Eukaryota; Metazoa; Arthropoda; Malacostraca; Decapoda; Cambaridae. Gene Ontology annotation, cellular component: nucleus. Gene Ontology annotation, molecular function: RNA polymerase II transcription regulatory region sequence-specific DNA binding; DNA-binding transcription factor activity, RNA polymerase II-specific. Gene Ontology annotation, biological process: regulation of transcription by RNA polymerase II; embryo development.
ACAGUAUGGAGGCUGCAGUAGUCCAUCUCCCGCGCCCCGCCGACACAGCCACGGAAGCUGCACCUCCUUCGUGUUUCCUCUGGCUGUGUUUGGGCUUUAGUCAUAAGCUGCACCUCAGCCUGGGCGGACGUGUUUGUGUAUCAGUGGACCGUUUUCUGUAAUCAUGGGAACGCCAGUGCCAACGGAGACGAAAGAUAACAGUGCCACGGAAAACGGGACUUCAUCUGGCGAUGCCCUCGGGUGUGAUCAGCGAGGGUUACGCUGGCGUCCACCCACGUCCUCGCCUCCACUGGCGCCCACCACCGUCUCUCCGCCCGCCCACCAGUCAUCAGUUGUGUUUAAGGGAAUUCACAGUUCGUCGCUAAGCAGUAACUUAUCCAGAGUGCCAUCUGCGUUUCACUUGUUCCAGUCACUACCGUUCCUGCCAUCAAUGGGCGCCACGAGUGUGAAGCAGCCGACGGCGCCCCUGGGGAUGGACCCCAGAUUGAUGGGGAUGCUGCAGAACUACGGGUCCCUGGGUCAGCUGCCGUGGGCGGCUCUGGGCGCCGGCGACCUGGCACUCAACCGUCUCCUGUUGACUCCUGGGGGACGCCUCAGCCGACCCAAGAAGCGAUACAUCUGCAAGUAUUGUCAACGGGAGUUUACCAAGAGCUACAACCUGCUGAUCCACGAGAGAACACACACGGACGAGCGGCCCUUCCCUUGCGACAUCUGCGGCAAGGCCUUCAGGAGACAAGACCACCUCCGCGACCACAAGUACAUCCACAGCAAGGACAAGCCCUUCAAGUGUGAAGUGUGUGGCAAGGGCUUCUGCCAGGCGCGCACGCUGGCCGUUCACAAGGCCCAGCACGCCCACGACACAGUGCACUCACCGCUGCACUUACCCUCCACGCCAACAUCACCUUCCUUCAGAAACCUCGAUCUGAAGGAGAGACUCGCACCAUAUCCAAUGCUGGCUCACCUUCACCAUACCCUGAGCUCAGACCUCCAUGUGUUCCCGGUAACUACGAGGGCUCCAACUAUGACCUUUCCUACGAGGACAACAAGCUAUCAGCCUCCGGCAGCCCCCACAGCCUUGCGAGCUGGAGAGGAGAAGAAUGAAGGGCAGGAUGUCAUUUUUGUAAUGGCAGGGGACACGGCAGAAGUGGCUGAAGAGAAGGCAUUGGAUCUGACUGUUUCGCGGAGGAGAACGACUUCUCACGUCUCCUUGACACCACACCUUACCGUCGACCACAACAAGAACGAGAUUUUUAAAAUCAAAGAUACUUUGGAAAUUACACAAAAAUCAGAAGCGGAAAAGAACGUCGUAACUAGAGUGACUCAAGGUGAACACGAGAUCGUGAAUAAGGUGAACACGAGACCAUGAAUAAGGUGAACAUUUAAUAUAUCAUUUAAAUAAAUUAUUUGACUUUCCGAAACUCUCUUGAACUUUGAAUGUUGACAUUUGUAAAAUAAUUAAUGUGUUGCUGGGAACAAUGUCCUCCGGGUCUAAAUUAGUGAGCUAAAAUAUUCAGAAUGUUUAAACAAUUGUGUACACGGAGCACGUGUCGGUAAGGUCUCGUCGUGUGUACAUCCCGCUCCUGUGUACAUGGUGUGUGUGUGAGUGUGUGUGUGUGUGUGUGUGUGUGUGUGUGUGUGUGUGUGUGUGUGUGUGUGUGUGUGUGUGUGUGUGUGUGUGUGUGUGUGUGUGUGUAAACGCAGGAGAAUGAAACACGUAUGCGUGUACACGCGUCAUCCUGGGCAUCUCCCAUAGUAUACACCAAGGUGUACAUCGAGGUUUAGGCAUCCUCCACUGUGUACACCUAGUAUAUACUGCCGUGAGUACUGGACAUCUCCACAAUGUACACCAAGUGUACAUCAAUGAGUCCUGGGCAUGACACACAAUGUACACCAAGUAUACAUCAGUAAGAUUCCCACAAUGUACACCAAGUAUACAUCAGUAAGAUUCCCACAAUGUACUCCAAGUAUACAUCAGUAAGAUUCCCACAAUGUACAUCCGUUGGCAGAGUGAAUCUCCAGGGGUCGUGUGUACCUCAUGUAUAGCAUGAUAUACAUGUGUAUACAUCAGUUUUGUUUACGAUAACCAAAUUACCCCAGAAUGUAAAUAUAUCCCCGUUUGAAUAAAC